Molecule: messenger RNA, 549 nt
Organism: Porites evermanni
Lineage: Eukaryota; Metazoa; Cnidaria; Anthozoa; Scleractinia; Poritidae
Source: the annotation of a GenBank genome assembly
AUGACAGCAACAGCAACAAAGGAAUAUCAAACAAGCAUUAUGAAAAGUCUGAACAUGAAAGAUCCCAAACUUGUAAUUACAAAUCCUGACAGGCCUAACAUUUUUUAUGAAGUACAGCAAAGGCCAUCCUAUCUUAAACAAAGUAACAUUAACCAGUUUGAAGAAAUUCUUUCACCCAUAGCAGAUGAACUCAUUAUUGCCAAUAUUAAAAUGCCGGUCACUAUUAUUUACUCAUCAUUAGAAAUGUGUGGAGUUGGGUAUGCCUUUUUGGAGAGAAAGCUUGGGGAUCACCAGUUCUAGCCUAUUGGGGCUCCCCAAAUUCCUCAAAACAGGCUUUUUGCUCAAUUUCACUUGCCACAGACAGACAAAAUGAAACAUGAACUUAUUAGCAGCAUUGUUUCAGAGUCAUGCAAACAGAGAGUAAUAUUUGCUACAGUGGCAUUUGGCAUGGGGUUCGACUCUCCUUGUGUUGAAAGGAUAAUUCAUUUUGGUGUGCCCGAACUAUGGAGAGUUUUUUUCAAGAAAGUGGGAGAGCUGGAAGAGAUGGGA